ACGCUCUCACUCUUCGUGGGAGUAAGUGUGUAAAGAAGGGGAGAGGGAAAGAGAGAGAAGGGAGAGAGAGAGAGAGCGUGAUUCCAGGUCUCUCUCUGCUGCUCUCUCCACUUUGGGUACUGGUACCCAGUCUGACUCAAUGGGGCUUUAGCACUAAGGGGUUAAACGUUAAAAUAAAAGAUAUUUAUUCACCCCAAAGCCCCUUUAGUGUUUAGGUUUUGUGCAUUAACAUAGACAGACAUAGGUAACUCAUUAAGGAAAGUCUCCGGGAGAGAGGUAGAGACGUCUCCAGAGGCGUGCCUUUUUGUCUGCUGCCUCGCAGAAGGUUCAGUCGGGUCCCUCUCGUCGGCUGGCUUUUUGUGAGAGGAUAACUUCCACCAUAUCCUACAUUUACAGCUCAACCAGGCCGGCAAACUACUGCAAAACUAUGGAUACUGGAGAUUGUCCCUUCCGGAAGAAACGGAGACCAUGGCGCAUGGACUUCUCAUCCUUCGCCCUGGUAACCGUGGCGCUCGCCAUUUGCCAAACGACCGUGGUCCGCGCAGACCCAGUGGAUGUUUUGCGGGCUCUGCAGGUUCCCUCUCUCCCCGAGGGCGUGAAGAAGGUCCCCGGCUUCUGCACAUCCCGCCGCUCCGGCAGCCCCGAUCAUGCUUACCGCAUCACCAAGAAGGCCCAGAUCUCUGCCCCCACCAAGCAGCUCUUCUCAGGUCGAUUCCCGGAGGACUUCUCCAUCAUGGCCCUGGUUAAGGCUCAGGCUGGUCUCCAGGCCUUCCUCCUCUCCAUCUACAGCGAGCAGGGCAUCCAGCAGCUGGGCAUUGAAAUGGGACGCUCGCCUGUUUUCCUGUAUGAGGACCAGAACGGCAAGCCAGCCCCUGAGGACUAUCCACUGUUCAGAGGCGUCAACCUGGCUGAUGGCAAGUGGCAUCGCAUCGCUUUCUCCGUUUCAAAGAAAAACGUGACACUGCUGCUCGACUGCAAGAAGAAGAUGACCCGCUCCCUGCCACGUGGCAACAACGCAGAGGUGGACACCAACGGCAUCACAGUGUUCGGAGCACGUCUGCUUGAUGAGGAGGUUUUCCAGGGAGACAUCCAGCAGCUUCUGAUCGCCUCCAACGCCCAGGCUGCUUAUGACUUCUGUGAACACUACAGCCCUGACUGUGACUCCCCACUGCCUAAGACCCAGGCUCAGGACCCCAACACAUACAAGAAGGCAGUCAAUGGAAAAGCAGCUCCCACUAAAUCCACCCCUGUCAAAGCCAAACCCCCUCCAGCUAAGCCAGCCAAAACUGGACCAUACAAACUUGUAGUCAAGCCGCCUAAGCCCACCAAAGCUCCCAAGCCUUCCACAGCCAAGCCAUCCAAAACAAAGUCCACUGUAGGAGAGAGUCUCCUGUCCAAGAUCAAACCAACAUCACCAGCUAAAUCCACAGCUGCCCCAGCUAAGAACGGCAAUGGUAAACCAGCUGCUGAGAAGAAAGCAAAUAGUGCAACUAAAGCCAACGGCAAUGGCAAUGGAAACGCAGCUGUAGCAAAAACGAAUGGCAAUGGAAAACCGACAGCUGAUGCCAAACCUACAGCUCAGGCCAAAGUCAAUGGAAAUGGCAAUGGCAAGGUUGUAGCUGAGAAGAAAGUCAAUGGUAAUGGAAAUGGAAAAUCCUCAGCAGAAAAGAAGGCCAAUGGAAAUGGAAAAGCCACCAUUGUGUCUAAAGCUAAUGGAAAUGGCAACGGCAAAGCUUCAGCAGAGAAGAAAGCUAAUGGAAAUGGCAAAACUACGUUCGAGGUUAAAGAGGUUAAAGUUAAUGGCAAAGCUGAGAAUAAAGUCAAUGGCGAUGCCAAGGCUAAUGGGAAUGGCAAAGUAAUUACUGUGGUAGAAAAGAAAGCUGUUAGUAAUGGUGCAGCAAAUCAGGCAAAAACUGAAACCACUACAAAAGCAAAGACUGAGAAAGUUGUUAAAGUAGAAAAGACUAAAGCUACCAAAGUGGAAGCUACUAAGGCACCUAAACCCACAAAAGCGUCUAAACCUGAACCUACAAAAACCGCAAAGGCUGUGGCCACCAAAGCUCCAGCAACAAAACAGGCAGAGGUCAAAGAGGUCACCAAAGUUAAAACUGUGGUCACCAAAGUGCCUCUGGUCAAAUCAACUCCGAGCAAAGCUAUGAAGAAUGUGGUCGAAAAGGUUUCCAUCACAAAGAAAGUGGCUCCAACGUCUGCCCCUGUCCGGCCCACUCCCCCAAGACCCACGAAAUCCAAGUUGGUGCUGGACACAAAUGUCAAAUCCCAGCACAGACCUUUCCCACCCUUUGGCAAGACUGCACUGAGUGGAACGACAGUCCCAGCAAAGAAAAUGACCAACGGUUAUCAACAGGAUGUAGACACUGAAUAUUCCGAGGCUGGCCACACCCCUACAGAGACUGAUUAUUACUAUGAGGAGGCGGUCCCACAGCCAGACGGUGAGGUGAUUGGACAAGAAGAGGUCCCUGUACAGUCACAGGUGGAGCCAGUGCUGGUGGGAGAAGAGGUAGAUGCCACCAAGACAGGCGGUGUAGACGAGGAGGUCUUCACCGAGGAGUAUGUAACUGGGGACGUUGGCCUUAAGGAAUACGACUAUUCCUACAGGGACUACAAUGAGCCAUUACAGGAGACGGGAGACGGCGAUGCCAACAUGGGCCCCGCCCUGUCCGCCGUGACAGAGGAGGGAGGCGCUGGCAUCAGAGGCCAGAAAGGAGAGAAGGGAGAACCCGCUGUCUUGGAGCCUGGUAUGCUGAUUGAAGGACCUCCAGGCCCUGAGGGACCUGCUGGUCCUGCUGGCCCCCCCGGCUCUUCUGGACCUCCUGGGUCUGUCGGUGACCCUGGCGAGAGGGGUCCUCCUGGUAGGGCUGGUCUGCCUGGAGCUGAUGGAGUCCCUGGACCUCCUGGAACCUCAGUCAUGCUGCCUUUCCGUUUUGGGCAGAGUGGAGGAGAUAAGGGUCCUGUCGUUUCUGCACAGGAAGCCCAGGCAGCCGCCAUCUUGUCUCAGGCCAGGAUGGCUCUGAAAGGACCUUCCGGCCCAAUGGGUUUCACUGGACGCCCAGGACCUCUGGGAAAUCCAGGAAGUCCUGGUCUAAAGGGAGAGGGUGGAGACCCUGGUCCUCAGGGCCCCAGGGGACCCCAGGGAAUGUUGGGACCUCCAGGCAAAUCAGGAAGAAGAGGCCGUGCUGGAGCUGAUGGAGCCAGGGGAAUGCCAGGAGAGCCUGGAACUAAGGGUGACCGUGGCUUUGAUGGCCUUCCUGGUUUGCCUGGUGACAAAGGACACAGGGGUGACACCGGAGCAAUGGGACCCCCAGGAAGUCAAGGAGAAGACGGAGAGAGGGGAGACGACGGAGACAUUGGACCCAGAGGUCUCCCAGGUGAACCAGGACCUCGUGGUUUGCUCGGACCUAAAGGUCCUCCUGGAAUCCCUGGACCUCCUGGUGUACGAGGAAAUGACGGGCCCCACGGCCCCAAGGGAAACUUGGGUCCGCAAGGUGAGCCAGGACCUCCAGGUCAGCAGGGAACUCCAGGAACUCAGGGAAUGCCAGGACCUCAGGGGGCCCUCGGACCCCCUGGAGAGAAAGGUCCCACAGGAAAACCAGGUCUGCCAGGAAUGCCUGGAGCUGACGGCCCUCCUGGUCACCCAGGAAAGGAGGGGCCUCCUGGCACCAAAGGAAACCAGGGUCCCAACGGUCCCCAGGGAGGAAUCGGCUAUCCUGGCCCUCGUGGCGUCAAGGGAAGUCAAGGAAUCCGUGGGCUGAAGGGCCACAAGGGAGAGAAGGGAGAAGAUGGUUUCCCUGGAAUUAAGGGAGACUUUGGUGUCAAGGGAGAGAGGGGUGAGCUUGGAGUAUCAGGGCCCAGAGGAGAGGACGGUCCAGAGGGGCCAAAGGGUCGCGUCGGACCCCCUGGUGAGAUCGGACCAAUUGGACUAGUUGGAGAGAAGGGUAAACUUGGAGUACCUGGACUUCCUGGAUAUCCUGGAAGACAAGGACCCAAGGGAUCUCUUGGAUUCCCCGGAUUCCCUGGCUCAAAUGGCGAGAAAGGAACAAGGGGUCUUAGUGGCAAAUUAGGGCCAAGAGGACAAAGAGGACCAACGGGCCCCAGAGGGCAGAGAGGACCGAGGGGCUCGACCGGGAAACCCGGAGCGAAGGGAACUUCAGGAAGUGAUGGUCCUCCUGGUCCUCUUGGAGAGAGGGGAUUGCCCGGGCCUCAGGGAGCCAAUGGUUUCCCCGGACCGAAGGGACCUCCUGGACCACCAGGAAAAGACGGGCUGCCUGGACACCCUGGGCAGAGAGGAGAAGUUGGUUUCCAAGGUAAAAUGGGUCCACCUGGGCCUCCCGGAGUCGUUGGACCUCAGGGUCCAUCAGGAGAAACCGGCCCCAUGGGCGAGCGCGGCCACCCCGGACCCCCAGGUCCUCCUGGAGAGCAGGGACUUUCUGGUCCCUCAGGGAAAGAGGGCACCAAGGGAGACCCUGGACCCCCCGGAGGCCCCGGCAAAGAUGGGCCCCCAGGAUUGAGAGGCUUCCCUGGAGAGAGAGGACUGCCUGGAACCCCUGGAGGUGGAGGACUGAAGGGAAGUGAAGGACCUGCCGGACCUCCUGGACCUGCUGGGUCUCCUGGUGAGAGGGGACAAGCUGGUACUGCUGGACCUGUUGGACCUCCUGGCAGACCGGGCCCUCAGGGGCCUCCUGGGCCCGCUGGAGAGAAGGGAGUUCCUGGCGAGAAAGGCCCUAUUGGCCCGGCAGGUCGUGAUGGCGUGCAGGGUCCCGUGGGUCUACCUGGCCCUGCCGGAUCACCUGGAGUACCUGGAGAGGACGGAGACAAGGGUGAGGUUGGAGAGCACGGUCAGAAGGGCGCCAAGGGAGCUAAAGGAGAGCAUGGUCCUCCUGGUCCACCCGGGCCAAUGGGUCCUGUCGGUCAGCCUGGUCCUGCUGGUGCUGAUGGAGAGCUUGGACUGAGGGGCCAGCAGGGGCCUUUUGGAGCUAAAGGUGAUGAAGGAACUCGAGGAUUCCCAGGAGCCCCAGGACCCAUCGGACUGCAGGGAUUGCCGGGACCACCAGGUGAGAAGGGAGAGACGGGAGAUGUCGGUCCUCUGGGUCCUCCAGGCCCCCCAGGACCCCGUGGCCCUGCUGGACCUAACGGUGCUGAUGGUCCUCAAGGUCCUCCAGGAGGUAUAGGUAAUCCUGGACCUAUUGGAGAGAAGGGUGAGCCCGGUGAGGGCGGACCACCUGGAAUCGGAGGGGAGCCUGGAAAGAAGGGUCCUCGUGGAGAGCGCGGAGAGAAGGGAGAGGCCGGACAACCUGGAACUGCUGGACCUGCUGGAGGCCGUGGACGACCUGGAGACGACGGACCCAAAGGAAACCCUGGUCCUGUUGGUUUCCCUGGUGAUCCUGGUCCCUCCGGUGAGGUUGGACCCAGAGGUCAAGACGGUGCCAAAGGAGAGAGAGGAGAAGACGGUGAAGCAGGAGAAUCUGGAUCUCCUGGACCUCCUGGUGAGAACGGACCUCCUGGCCCCCCUGGAAAGAGGGGUCCUGCUGGAACAAGAGGACCAGAGGGACGUCAGGGAGAGAAGGGAACUAAGGGAGACCCAGGUGCUGUCGGCCCCCCAGGUAAAACCGGCCCCGUCGGACCCCAGGGUUCACCAGGAAAACCAGGAACAGAAGGUCUUCGAGGACUCCCGGGAUCAGUGGGUGAGCAAGGAUCUCCAGGACUUGCAGGGCAGAAAGGACCACCUGGACCUAUUGGACCUCCUGGUUUGCUUGGUCUGCGUGGAGACCCCGGUGCCAAGGGAGAGAAGGGACACCCAGGUCUUAUCGGUCUCAUUGGACCCCCAGGAGAGCAGGGAGAGAAGGGAGACAGAGGUCUGCCAGGGCCUCAGGGAUCCGCUGGAUCAAAGGGAGAGACUGGAAUGUCUGGAGCCACCGGACCCUUCGGCCCUGCUGGUCCUCCUGGUCUGCCUGGUCCUCAAGGUGUAAAAGGAGCUAAGGGUUCUUCUGGAGGAGCUGGUCCAAAAGGAGAAAAGGGUGUACAGGGACCUCCCGGACUUCCUGGCCCACCAGGCGAGGUCAUUCAGCCCCUGCCUAUCCAGAGGAGCCCCAAGUCUAAGCGUUCGAUCGACGCCAGCCAGCUGCUCCCCGACACAGACCCCGACAUGCUGGCAUCUGACGCCACUGGCACGGAGUUCCUGAUGGACAGGGAAGGCACGGAGGAGAUCUUCGGCUCUCUCAACUCCCUUCGACAGGAGAUCGAGGCCAUGCGUUUCCCUCUGGGCACCAAGGACAGCCCUGCCCGCACCUGCCAAGACCUGCACCUCAGCCAGCCAGAACUCAAAGAGGGAGAAUACUGGAUUGACCCCAACCAGGGCUGCUCCAGAGACUCCUUCAAGGUCUUCUGUAAUUUCACUAACGGAGCAGAGACGUGUCUGUACCCCAGCAAGAGCAUCAACACGGUGAAGAUGAGCUCGUGGGACACAGAGACUCCAGGAUCCUGGUACAGUAAGUUCACCACUGGCAGUAAGUUCUCCUACGUGGACUCGAACGGCGAGCCUGUGGGCGUCGUCCAGCUGGGCUUCCUGCGCCUCCUGAGCGUCCAGGCCCGCCAGAACCUCACCUACCACUGCCACCGUUCAGUGGCCUGGGCCGACCAAAGCGCCAAGAACAGCUACGACAGGGCGCUGCACCUCCAGGGUGCCAACGAGGAAACCCUUAGCUACGAGACCAACCCUUACAUCAAAGCCUUGGUCGAUGGCUGCUCUUAUCGUAAGGGCUUUGACAGGACAGUCCUGGAGAUCAACACACCACAGGUGGAGCAUCUUCCUCUGCUGGAUAUCAAGGUGUCAGACUUUGGGGAGAGCAACCAGCAGUUUGGCUUUGAAGUGGGACCUGUCUGUUUCCAAGGCUAAACACACACACACAUAAACACACAUCAUGCAAAGAACAACACAUGCAAAUACACACACACAUGCACUUAGAGACACACUUAUAUAUAAUAAACGCCACAUGCCCAGUAAUUUGUAAAUUAACUUGUAAAUGAUAUGAAACACACACACACACACACACACACAAACCCACAGACACACUUUACACUUACACACGCAAAUGCUGUUGUGAGACAAACACGCACUCACACUCAAGUACGUGCCUGGGGAAAACAACAUCCUCCCAACAAUUAAUGGACGUCAAAAAAAAAAAGUAAAGAGAAGAGAAUUUGUUUUUGUUUUUUUUAAACUCGCGGAGAGGAGACCGUUGGUUGGAGCGCACGAUCGCGAGGAAGGAAGAAAAAACCAGGAGAGUGUUCUUCGGAAUAAAACAGUGUUUUCUUUACCAGCAGCGAAAAAGGGGGCCGGCCUGAGAAAAAAGGCAAGCCGGCGACUUGAGGCCUGAAGCCCCCACCACCACCACCACCACCACCUCUCACUCUUCUCUCCUCCCCGCUGUCUCUCUUUUUUUUCCUCUCAUCUCACCUGCUCUACCUCCCCCUCCUCUUCCCCCCAAAAAAGGGUCACACUCGGACAUUAUUUCCAUUUAUUUAAUCCCACCUUCACACUGCGAGCAACGUGGUUGGCGGUCACUCUCUCAUGACUGACGAGAGGCUCCUUCUGUAUGCAGCAGGUAAAAUCAUGUGUUCUGGUUCACAGCUUUGGCAUCUGUGGGGCGUUUAAUCCUUUAGUCAUUCAGAUAGAAAGUUGAGGAGUAUUUAAAGUUUUGAAUCAACUUUUUUUAUCCGUUUUGCACUUGCCAGCCAGAACUCAGAUCAAAACAGCAGACACCAAACUCUGACCUGAAAAUGACGCCAUAUGUUCCAGCUGUGGCUGACAUAAAGCUUGGGGCCGCCUCAGUAAGGGCUAAUACAUCUGUUCGUCUAGUUCUGUAAAAACUGAAUAAAAGCCCAGUAACCUGUCAGUCAUGUUGCUCACAUUGAAGAGCGACUCUCAGCUCUUUUCUUUUUACAUCACAAGGUACCAAAGAAUUAAAGCCACCAGUUUCCAGCCAGAGUAAAAAGACUUCGUGAUACCUGCUGGGUCUUUGAUUGAUCUGUUUUUUGUCUUGUUCGAGCUGCCACCAUGUGAAUUUUCUACUCUUUGUAAUAUUUUCUUUGUGAUGAACACCUUGCAGUUUUAUUAAAACAGUCUAAAAAUGUGAUUCAAAGCUCAAACUGAUGAUUGAAAAAUCUUCCUGGUGUUACGACAGCGAGGUUAACGGAGUCCAGUGUGACGCAGGAUUUAUUUUUCAAACUGGACAGAGGAAACUCCCUUUGAUUUGUUCGUUUGUUAACGUUGGACAAAGUGAGGCGUGUAAGAUGAUCUGUCGAUACUUACAUUAGUGAAUUUAAAAGCCAUUAUUUUUAUAAAUUGUGCUAAACUUAAUGCUACUAGCGUGUGCUUUUUUAAAAGGGCUGGUUCUUCCUUAAAUUGUGAAUCAGGCUACCAGGGUCGCUACCACACACCAGUCCAGUAUUUACUGAGUCACUUUCUGGGUACUUUGAUUAUUGUUUUCCAUCCAAAACACCUUUUCUGAUUUUGCAUCCAAGCACAGAUCAUCAUCAUCAGGGUUUAAAUAUGUAUAUGAGAUUCAAAGUUCCCUCCUUUUUUCCUGCAGCAGUGAAUAAAAACGCAUGCUUUACUGAAAGAAACUGUGUGGCAAGGUGCUAAUUAUACCAAAGCAUAAAGGUUUCAGUCUCUCUUACAAUUUCAUGAAGCUUUUUUCUGGGGAAAAUGUGCAUUACAUUCCAUUUGUACAGAAAUAGUGAUAUUCUAUUGUAUUUAUUUAAAAUAAACAGGGUGCUUUGAGAUAAAAAAAAAACAAGGACCACCAAAUAUUCCAUUCAAAUGUGGUAUAUUUUCAUUUGUAUUUAUUUCCUGUAGCUGACACUUGAAGAUCAAGUGAAGCGGGUGACUUGCAUGUUAAACUCACUGCCAGCCUGAGUUAUGGUGCUUCUGUUCACGCCCUGUCCAAACACCUUUUUUAGAACCAAAGAAUCUGUGGCCAUAUUUUAUUGUAAUAUCCCUUUUUUAGUGUUUUCAUCAACUGUACUGUGCUGUUAAAUUUUGCUUCCACUGUAAUGAUUAAAUGGUGACUCUCCAGUUCUGUAGCAUUUCCUUGUCGUUGCUACUGUUUGUAUUGGUUCCGGGUUAUUAUUUCUCUGGGCUUUAAAAUGCUUCAUAGAAACAGUUUGCUGAGUCAUUGCUAUCAAAAUUGUCACGCAAUCCUCUGAUCUUUUAAAUUUCUGUCUGAGACCACAGCGGGUAGGAGAAAGGUUGUGAGAGGGAGGGGGCAACUGUCGCCCUCCACGGAUGACUAUGGGGUGAUAUCAUUAUAGGGUUCUGGUUUUAUUUGUUUGUCUUUUUUGUUUUUAAUAGCAGUAAAUUGGGGCGGGGUGGCCAAAACCUAAACAUUUCACAAAUCUGACCUUUAGAUUCUCCAGAGAGAGAAUGACCUCAAAUAUUUGUUUGUUUUUAUUGUGUUGAAGACGAACAUUUCAACAUAAAAAAUAUGGUGCUGAAAAGAGAAAAAGUAUUAUUUUAUAAUGUGUGUAAGUAAUUUUUUUCUAAAUUCUUGUUUCUGUAAUAUAUAAUCUUUUUAAAAAGA
This is a messenger RNA of Micropterus salmoides (largemouth bass), 9596 nucleotides long. RefSeq names its product collagen, type XI, alpha 2 (gene col11a2). Gene Ontology annotation, molecular function: extracellular matrix structural constituent; heparin binding. The coding region runs from base 428 to 6910 and encodes 2160 amino acids. Lineage: Eukaryota; Metazoa; Chordata; Actinopteri; Centrarchiformes; Centrarchidae. The transcript is spliced from 65 exons. The record is from RefSeq and is a predicted model, not a curated record.